Lycium barbarum (goji berry) is the source of this 1014-nucleotide messenger RNA. RefSeq names its product immune-associated nucleotide-binding protein 9-like. The transcript is spliced from 6 exons. The coding region runs from base 1 to 1014 and encodes 337 amino acids. Gene Ontology annotation, molecular function: GTP binding. The record is from RefSeq and is a predicted model, not a curated record. NCBI's taxonomy places the organism in Eukaryota, Viridiplantae, Streptophyta, Magnoliopsida, Solanales, Solanaceae.
AUGGGUGGCAAUGCACUAAGCAAUGAUUGGGAAAUUGCUAAAAAUGGGGAUCGGACUCUACUUCUUAUUGGGCGGACAGGUGAUGGUAAAAGUGCGACAGGCAAUAGUAUUCUCGGAAGAAUGGCAUUCAGGUCAAUGCAUUGCUCUUCUGCUGUUACAAGUGCUUGCCAGCUUCAGAGUACUCAAUUAGACGAUGGACAGAUACUUAAUGUGAUUGAUACUCCUGGAUUGUUUGAUAUUUCUCGAGACCCUGAUUUUGUUAUAAAGGAACUUGUAAAAUGCAUGAAUUUGUGUAAGGAUGGCAUCCAUGCUGUACUUUUGGUUCUGUCUGUACGAACUUGGUUUUCAAGAGAAGAACAAGCUGCUAUCCAUUGUUUUCUGGAGCUCUUUGAGAGCAAAAUUAGUGAUUACAUGAUUGUGGUUUUCACUGGAGGAGACGAGCUUGAAGAAAACGAUGAGAUUUUGGUUCAAUACUUAGACCGUUGUCCUGAGCCUUUAAAGGAAGUCCUCAAACAAUGUGGAAAUAGACAAGUACUUUUCGACAAUAAGAAUCAGGAUCCAUUGAAGAAAGCUGAACAAUUGAGUAAUCUUCUUUUACUUGUGAAUUUGGUUGUGGAAAAGAAUGAUGGAAGACCAUAUACAGAAGACCUUUUCAAGGAAUUAAAGGUUGAAUCAAAGCUGAGGGUGAUGAGGCAUGUUGAAGCAGAAUUGGCAAAGGAGCGUGUUGCUCGGUUGGAAGCUGAACAAAAUGCAGAAGCAGCUCUAAUGAACUGGAAAAAUAUUAUAUGGGAUGGAUUUUGCUAUUGGCACUUAUCGGUUAGAUCAAGUUAUCAGAGUUCUGGACUUCUCGUAUUAGCUAGUUUGAAGUCUUUCAAAUUAUGGAGGUUUGCUGAAAUUUUCAGGCAGAGGCGUGCAGAUAUCAACAGUUCAAUCAAUUUAUUUGUGCCGUCAGCUGAAAAGACGAUAAGGGAAAAAAUGAAUGAGGGAGACUCCUUGUUUGUUAAUAAUAGAUGA